This is a messenger RNA of Oryza sativa Japonica Group (Japanese rice), 1645 nucleotides long. Lineage: Eukaryota; Viridiplantae; Streptophyta; Magnoliopsida; Poales; Poaceae. The record is from RefSeq and is a predicted model, not a curated record.
UAGAGAAAGAAUACACCAGUCUCUCACUCUCACCAGCUACUACUACUAGCUAGCUAACCCAGCAGCUAGCACAAGCACCACCAGCAGCUGCAGGGCCCCGGCUUUUGUCUCUCUCUCUCUCUCUCUCUCUCUCUCUCUCUCUUCUCGUCUGAUCUUGAUGUGAUUCUUGAUCUCUCUAGUCCCCAAAUCACAGCAGAAGAAGCAGCGGCAGCAGCAACGAGUUAGAGAUCCGAUACAUACUAGGUUCCAUUGCAUCACACAUCAGUCACAAGUUCACAACCCCGAAACCAUCAAAUCACCCGGGAGAUCAUCAUCUACCAGUGAGUGACACGCCCAUCAAAUCAUCUCGAUCCCAAGAUGAGAGAGAGAGAGAGAGAGAGAGAGAGAGAUCGAGCAGCUAGGAGAUAAAAAAAAUUGGAAGUAUUAAUAUUAUAUUCUGCUACAAAAGCGAGAGAGAGCUAGCUGCAAAGAGAGAAGCAAGCAAUCGUGUUCUUGUUUGCUGCGUCUGCGUCGAAUCAGUCGAGAAGAGAGGGUUUGAUUUGGGAUGUCGUCGUCGUCCUCGUCGUCGGCGUCGUCGGCGGCGGACUCCGAGCAGGAGCAGCUCUGCUACGUGCACUGCCACUACUGCGACACCGUGCUCGUCGUGAGCGUGCCGAGCAGCAGCCUGUUCGAGACGGUGACGGUGAGGUGCGGCCACUGCAGCAGCCUCCUCACCGUCAACAUGAGGGGCCUCCUCCUCCCGACCACCGCCGCCGCCGCGCCACCACCACCUCCUCCCCCGCCGCCGCCGCCGCCGCCGCCGGCCGCGCACUUCCCCCACUCGCUCAACCUCGCGCCGGCCAACCCUCCCCACCACCACUCCCUCCUGGAUGAGAUAUCGACGGCGAACUCCCCGACGCAGCUGCUGCUGGAGCAGCACGGCCUCGGCGGCCUCAUGGCGAGCGCGGCAAGCUGCAGGAACAACAACUCCCCGGCGGCGGCGGCGGCUCCGCCGCCGCCAACGUCGCAGGGGAAAGCGGCGGCGAAAGAGCCGUCGCCCCGGACGAACACCGCCGUCAUCAACAGACCUCCGGAGAAGAGGCAGCGUGUGCCAUCGGCGUACAACCGCUUCAUCAAGGACGAAAUCCAACGCAUCAAGGCUGGCAAUCCCGACAUCUCGCACAGGGAGGCCUUCAGCGCGGCUGCCAAGAACUGGGCACACUUUCCGCACAUCCACUUUGGACUGAUGCCGGAUCACCAGGGGCUCAAGAAGACCAGCCUGCUUCCUCAGGAUCAUCAGAGAAAGGAUGGGCUACUAAAGGAAGGGCUUUAUGCAGCGGCAGCUGCUGCUGCGGCGGCGGCCAACAUGGGUGUUGCACCGUACUAAGCCCAGCUAGAAUAAUUAGUGAGAAGUUAGUUACUAUCUACCAAGUCUAGCUAGCUCAUCAAUUAACUAGUGUGUUCUUCCUAUCAAGCUAUCUAGGGCUUCCUGAUCAUCUCUCUUGUUAUUAAUGAAGUGUACUGUCUCUGUGCGUUGGUUUCACCUAGGUAUAAUCUGAUCAUCUAGCUAGCUAAUUGAGCUUCUUCUGCUACUAGUCAUUUUGCUCUAUCUGAUAUCUGUGCUGUUUUUUUUCUCUAGCAGUUGAUCUGAUCAAAUCUUCAUCAA